Hibiscus syriacus is the source of this 1230-nucleotide messenger RNA. RefSeq lists its product as uncharacterized. The record is from RefSeq and is a predicted model, not a curated record. NCBI's taxonomy places the organism in Eukaryota, Viridiplantae, Streptophyta, Magnoliopsida, Malvales, Malvaceae. The transcript is spliced from 2 exons. Bases 1 to 1146 code for a protein of 381 amino acids.
AUGCUCAAUGGAACUGUUCCUUGGCAUGGGAAAUCAGCUGAUGAAAUAUAUGACCUUGUCAGAAAACAGGAGAAGCCACUUAUUCCAAGUGGUCUUCCUCCUCCGGUUGAGAAAAUUCUUCUUGGCUGCUUCGAGCAUGACUUCAGAAACCGUCCUUUGAUGAAAGACAUAUUGCAUGUGUUUAAAAGGUUCAGCUCAGAGAUUGGAGGUGAAGGUGAUGGGCGUUGGACAGAACUUGGGAGCACAACUGUGUCGGAAAGAAAAAGUAGCACCACUGGCUAUACAGAGAUGUUUCUUUCAAAAGAUUAUUUGCUAGUGGGUGAUACAGUGCGUUCCAGAAAGCCACCUAACUCCUGCAAACCUGAAAAUAUGGAUGUUCCGGGAGGAACCGUGGUGGGAGUAGAACAUAGCGCAGAUCGAGAUGGUUUUGUUUUGGUGAGAGUUCAUGGCAUUCACGAUCCAUUAAGAGUUAAGGUUUCAACACUAGAGAGGGUCACUUUUGGCUUAGCAGCUGGGGACUGGGUACGCUUGAAGGAAGAAGACAGACGGCACUCAUCAGUAGGUAUUCUCCAUUCCAUCGACCGUGAAGGAAGUGUUGCUGUUGGAUUCAUAGGGUUAGAAACUCUUUGGAAGGGAAGUUCUUCUCAAUUUCAGAUGGCGGAAACUUUCUGCGUCGGUCAGUUUGUUACACUGAAAUCUAAUGUGCUUAGUCCGCGCUUUGCAUGGCCUCGAAAAAGAGGAGGUACAUGGGCUACUGGGAAAAUUUGCUGGAUCCUGCCAAAUGGAUGCCUAGUUGUCAAGUUCCCUGUUAGGUUAACUUUUGAAGAUGAACUCGGCGAUAUUUUGGCUGAUCCAGCUGAAGUGGAAGUGGUUUCCUUCAAGAAUUAUCCAGGAGUGUUGAAGAAAUAUCAACAUCUUGAGGACAUUCAUUGGGCUGUGAGGCCACUUCUGGUUGCAUUGGGUGUAUUUACAGCAAUCAAGGCGGGAUCUUUUGUCGGAAAGAGAAUUGGGAGGUCGAAAGUGAAGCGACAUAGCGGUGUAAUUCAUAGCGAUGUCCAACAUAUUGAUCAUACUAGCACCGGCAACCCGACUUGGCUUCCACCACCUGUGGCAAAAAUUAUUUUCAGGGAAGGUGCUACUCGGUAGUUUCCUGGUCCAGUCCAUACAACCAGGAAGCUUCUUUUAACUUUGUUCAUUUACUGUACUAAAUUUUUGGUGAUUUAACUCGAC